Synchiropus splendidus (mandarinfish) is the source of this 1917-nucleotide messenger RNA. RefSeq names its product dual specificity phosphatase 1 (gene dusp1). The coding region runs from base 154 to 1290 and encodes 378 amino acids. The record is from RefSeq and is a predicted model, not a curated record. The transcript has 4 exons. Gene Ontology annotation, molecular function: MAP kinase tyrosine/serine/threonine phosphatase activity; protein tyrosine/threonine phosphatase activity. Gene Ontology annotation, biological process: endoderm formation; protein dephosphorylation; negative regulation of p38MAPK cascade. Gene Ontology annotation, cellular component: cytoplasm; nucleus. Lineage: Eukaryota; Metazoa; Chordata; Actinopteri; Syngnathiformes; Callionymidae.
UUGAGAAGUUGAUUUGGGAGUAGACAAAGCUCAAGAUAUAAACAGGGACUUUUUUGUUUUGAGUUUUUUUUGUCUUGUGUUGUUUUGGUCGCUUUUCGGAACAAAGGAUUCGCCACUUUGGAGCCUGAACUCGAUCCACGCCGCUCGAGCUUUAUGUUUUUGGAUUUAACUUUCCUGCCCCGUCGUACUACUAUGGUCAUAAUGGAGGUUCCCACCAUCGACUGCACGUCUUUUUAUCGUCUGCUGGACGCCGACGUCCCGGGCUGCCUGGUGCUCGACUGCCGCUCCUUCCUCUCCUUCAACUCGUCUCACAUCCCGGGAUCCACCAACGUCCGCUUCAGCACCAUCGUCCGCCGGCGGGCCAGGGGCGGCUUGGGGCUCGAGCACAUAAUCCCGAACGAGAACACGCGGAACCGACUGGUCUCCGGGGACUACGACUCCGUGGUCCUGCUGGACGAGCGCAGCUGUGACUUGAGUCAGGCCAAGAAGGACGGGACCCUGAUGUUGGCGGUGACUGCCUUGUGCCGGGACUCGUGUGGAGCGCCAGUGUUUGUCCUGAAAGGUGGCUUUGAGCAGUUUUCCACUGACUACCCGGAGGUCUGCACCAAGCCUUCCCCACCACAGGGGCUCAGUUUACCUCUGAGCUCCAGCCGCCCAGAGAGCUCUGACCCCAGCUGCAGUCCCUGUAACACACCUCUUUAUGAUCAGGGUGGUCCGGUGGAGAUCUUGCCCUUCCUGUACCUGGGCAGCGCCUACCAUGCGUCCAGAAAGGACAUGCUGGACAUGCUUGGCAUCACAGCUCUCAUCAACGUCUCAGCCAACUGCCCCAACCAUUUCGAGGAUUCCUACGUCUACAAGAGCAUCCCGGUGGAGGACAACCACAAGGCUGACAUCAGCUCCUGGUUCAACGAGGCCAUCGAGUUUAUCGAUUCGGUGAAAAACAAAGGCGGCCGCGUCUUCGUCCACUGUCAGGCCGGCAUCUCCCGCUCCGCCACCAUCUGCCUCGCCUACCUGAUGCGAACAAACCGAGUCAAGCUGGACGAGGCCUUUGAGUUUGUGAAGCAGCGGCGCAGCAUCAUCUCUCCUAACUUCAGCUUCAUGGGUCAGCUGCUGCAGUUCGAGUCGCAAGUCCUGGCGUCGUCCAGCUGCUCGUCGGAGGCUGGGAGUCCGGCCAUCAGAACCAGCGGAGGCAGCACGGUGUUCAACUUCCCCGUGUCCAUCCCUGUGCAUGCCGCGGCCGGACAGCGGACUUUCCUCCACAGCCCUAUCACCACCUCGCCCAGCUGCUGAGGAGCGUGGUGAUGCUGGUGUCGGCUGCUUCAGGGGCCUGAACUGUGGCGGGGUUAUUUCAGACAGAUAAGCUCGCGACCGCCCGCCCGUCCGUCAGUAUUGUCCCUCCCUCCUCGUUCACAGAUCCUCCUCAUUAGGAAGUUUGGAUGAAUCUGGAUAUUUUUAUUCGAUUGACACUUUUCUAUCAUGAAGACAACUGCUUUGAUAAUCACUCAACAAUCCAGGACUCUCAGUUGUCUCAGGAAUACACCCCCUACUGGGGGAGGUUAUUUUUUUUGUUGCCCAACUCCUUCUCGGAGAAACGUGAAUGUAUCAGUGCCCUUUAAAAGGUCCUGCCAAAUGCAAAACCUGCCUUACGAGACGAAUCCUCGGCGAUGCUGCCACGACAGGGACACAAACCGUUGAAUACCUCAUGUGUGUGUACUGCGGCUCUGACGUCCCGGCCCCGGAACCUCCUCGCCCUGGGCCCGGUCGUCCUCACGGCCUGCAAUCUGACUUAUUUAUUGAACUAAAGUAAUAUAUUUGUUUUGAAUAUCUAUUUUUUCACACGUUCGACUGUUGUUUUUUUAUACUGCUGAAUAAACGUCUUUUGGCUUCGUAUCACCUGCUCGAUCUCUUUGUUUUGAA